UUCUCAUGAUAUAUCAUAUAGAAUAAAAUAAAAGACUUUAAUUUUUAUUUUAAUCAAAUGGAAGUGGAUUUAUUUUUACAAAAAUAAUGAUGGAAAUGUAAAGUAUCCUAGCAUAAAUCUAACUGUUAUUAAUUACUUGAACGCAUAUGAAUAAAAAAAAUAAACUAUUAAUAUAAAAGUAAAAAAUGUCGAAGAUCACUGUCUUAGAUUUCAGAUUUCGAAUCCAAUCAGAUUUGAAAAUGGAUGCGGUUGGAUUAUAUCUUACCUCGCUGACUUCGCCUGUAUUUGACUGUAACUUUUGCCAUCCAUCCCAACUCAAAUGAAUUAUUUUACUCUUUUUUUAUGACUUUCCAAUCUCGCAAUCAUGGCAGAUACAGCUUCCAGUCCAAAUUUAUCAGGUCCCAAAUUAUAGCCGUUGGAGGCAAAUUGAUGCCCAUUUCAAAAUUUCGACCGUUGCUCUUCCUCGAGUUACAGAGAGAGGGGAGGGUUUUCGUGUACUCCCACUAAGCCCUGGGCAAGAAGAAGAGCAAGAAUGGCGGCUGAAGAAGACAACAGCCCAAACAAUCCACAAAACCCACCCAGAAGAUCUCCCCGGGCGACGAUGAAAGAGAGCAUUCUUAGCCCUGGCUUCCGGUCGGCCGCCGCCAUGGCCGGCUGGGACGAGGAAGCCCUCCUGCUCGCCAGUCUCGUCGUCGAAGACACACCCGUGAGAGAAUCCAGACGCAGGAAGCGCCCCAGUCCGCAGUACAAGACCCCUCCACCCACCAACUCCAACAGGAAGCGAAGAUCUCGUAGGCAAUCUCCCAAUGCAAUCCCCCCUGUUGUUCUUUGUCUCGAUGAUGAUGAAGAACAGACUGUUGCAAAAAAAGAUCCUGGCGCUAAAAGGAAAGAUCCGGAGAUUGUUGUUGCUGCCGAAGAGAAGAAGACAGAGGGAGAAGGAGCUCCGGCUGAAAAGGCCUCGAGCAAAGGCCUUCCCUGCAUGGAUCGGCUGAGGGAAGAGCUCUCUUGUGCUAUUUGUUUGGACAUUUGCUUUGAACCGAGUACAACUCCUUGUGGGCACAGCUUUUGUAUAAAAUGUUUGAAAUGUGCUGCUGCUAAAUGCGGAAAACGCUGUCCAAAAUGCAGACAACUGAUCAGCAAUGGGAGAUCUUGCACGGUGAAUACGGUACUUUGGAACACCAUCCAACUCCUAUUUCCUGAGGAAGUUGAGGCAAGGAAGAACUCAAUUUCUGCGACCUCACGCAGCAGUACUGUCCAAAGUCCUGAAAAAAGCAGCAGUAGUAAUAUUAGAAAUAGCCAUGCAAGUAGUAACACUAGAAGCAGUCAUCCAAGAAGCUCAACCCGGGUUUCUCAAGUGAUGGAUAGGGAAAGAAUCAUCAGACGAAGAGCCAUCCCGAGCCAGUCUGAAGAUGCUGCAUUGGCUCUUAGACUGCAGAGGGAAGAAUUUAUGGUAGCCUUUCAUGACAACCGUGAGCAGCAGAGGAGUACACUUCAUUCUGCUCGAGCAAAUUUGAGAGCUAUGGCCUCCAGAGCUGUUCAUUUUCGCACUAGGGGCUCGUCCACAUAGCUUCACCAAUAUUUCUGUUCUUAAUUUCCAAAUUAAGGAUGGACUAGGUCGCUGCACUACGAUCUGAACAAUGUUAUUAUCAGCACAAUGCUUAAACCGUGGUUUGCUGCAAUAUAUAGAGCAGUCCAUUUGGUCUUCUUUCUUAUAUGUUACUAACAUCAGUACCAUGCUCUGUGGUCUGUGCUAAUUAAAAAAUGUUAGUUAAGUUGUUAAGGUGUUUGAGAAAUUCAUUAUAUUCUUGUCACUGCCUUAUUAUGAAAUGUAUCAUGGAAAGGAAUGAGUGUUUGUAACUGUUAUAUCUUUCUGUAUAUCAAGGUUUUGCAGCCUUGUUUCUCCACUUCUUGUAGAAGACUGCUUCAUUUACAAUAGAAGAUCUUGCUU
Molecule: messenger RNA, 1948 nt
Organism: Phoenix dactylifera (date palm)
Lineage: Eukaryota; Viridiplantae; Streptophyta; Magnoliopsida; Arecales; Arecaceae
Biological process (GO): double-strand break repair
Cellular component (GO): nucleus; site of double-strand break
Molecular function (GO): ubiquitin-protein transferase activity; nucleosome binding; metal ion binding
Source: RefSeq, a predicted model, not a curated record